GAUUGCAGCAAGGACAGCCUGAUAGAAACCUGUGCUCAACUUGUGUUGUAAACCACUUGCAGCUGUUUUAUGCAAGUACUGUGGCUCUGGAUGUUGUUGAGCACCGCUGUCGUGGCUGCAGGACUGAGUCAAGGGUUAAUGAGGAGAAAAUGUGCUGCACUACACACACAGAUGCCAGAAUUCCAGAAAAAAAAUGUCUACAUUAAGGACCCCGAAAGAGUAGAACAAAUCAUAUGUGGCCUUAUCAAAGGAGGAGCUUCCAAACUUCAGAUAAUCACAGAUUUUGAUAUGACACUAAGCAAGUUCUUCCAUAAUGGGAAAAGGUGUCCAACUUGUCACAAUAUUAUUGACAACUGUAAGUUAAUCUCAGAGGACUGUAGGAAAAAGUUGCUGCAAAUUAGAAAUAAAUACUAUCCAAUUGAAGUUGAUCCUGCUCUUAGUGCUGAGGACAAGUACCCUUUCAUGGUUGAAUGGUGGACCAAAGCCCACAAUUUACUAAUUGAACAAGGUAUUGAAAGGGCAAAACUGGCUGCAGUGGUGAGGGAAUCGGACGUGAUGCUGAGAGAUGGUUAUGAACUGUUCUUCGAUAAGCUGAAUGAACACAACAUCCCAGUCUUCAUAUUCUCAGCUGGUAUUGGUGAUAUACUAGAGGAGAUUAUUUCUCAGGCUGGUGUCUUUCAUUCGAAUGUGAAGGUAGUCUCCAACUUCAUGGACUUUGAUGAAAAGGGUGUUCUGAAAGGCUUUAAAGGUGAGCUUAUCCAUGUUUACAAUAAACACGAUGGAGCCAUAAGAAGCUCUGAAUACUUCGAUCAGCUAAAGGAAAAUUGUAAUAUCAUCCUUCUGGGUGAUUCGUUAGGAGACUUGACCAUGGCAGAUGGUGUUCAAAACGUUGAAAGCAUUCUCAAGAUUGGAUUCUUAAAUAAUAAAGUGGAAGAAAGUUUAGAAAAGUACAUGGACUCCUACGAUAUAGUUCUGGUUAAAGAAGAGACGUUAGAUUUGACGAAUGCUAUCCUCCAGAAGAUUCUGUGAUAUGAGCACUGAAGACAUACAGGCUUGUGGGAGCUCAAAACUGAAAUACUUUAACAUUAAUAUUAUGUAAUUGAACAGCCCCAUUUGUUGAAAAUGCUGUUCAUUCUUCAGCAUCUGGAACUUAAAAUAUUCUUAAAAUUUGCACAAAUGUGUCUGCAGUGAAUAAAGGGAAUAAUACCUCUUCUAAGAUUGGCAGUUACGUCAGCCACAAGCAGAUUUUAAACUACCUCUAGAUGUAAUAGUUUAAAUUCUGGCUUUAACAUUUCAAAGCAUCUCCAUGUGUAGUUUUCAGUAUAUGUUCUUUGAGAGUGGAGUAUUGUAAGCUUGAUGUACUGUGGCUAAAUUGCCUGUGAACAACUAUUGCAAGUUCUAUACAAAAAAACAAGCAUUCUGAAACAGUUUUUAUAAUUUUUCAAACAUUUUGUAGUUGUAGAUAAGUGAGGAUGCUCUUGGUGUGCUUGGUCACAGCUUGUGUUGCCUAUUGAACAUUGUCAUCUGCGUAUUUUAAAAUGAUGUACCUGAGAGAAAUUGUUGUACAGUACAUUAAAGUUGGGAGAGUUUUUAAAAACA
Molecule: messenger RNA, 1599 nt
Organism: Rhincodon typus (whale shark)
Lineage: Eukaryota; Metazoa; Chordata; Chondrichthyes; Orectolobiformes; Rhincodontidae
Gene: nt5c3a
Product: 5'-nucleotidase, cytosolic IIIA
Exons: 10
Coding region: 70-1029 (319 amino acids)
Cellular component (GO): cytoplasm
Molecular function (GO): magnesium ion binding; 5'-nucleotidase activity
Source: RefSeq, a predicted model, not a curated record